AAGAAGAGGGAGUCGGCGUCUCGUUCGUCGACGGCGUGGGCACGUGCUCUGAAGUGAGUCGCCCCCUCAAGCCGCGCGUUGUACAGCUCGCUGCGAGUCGUCGCCGGCGCCGCGGAUCCCUUGUGCGCGAGCGGGAUUUUCCCGCGGAUGGCAGCAAAAUCUUCUAGAGCAUGCCUUUUCUUCCUCCCCCAGAUCCCCCACCUCAAAAGCCAGUCCAACAUCUGCAGCGCGAGCGAGCAACAUGUAGCAAGAGGAGAAGUAGGUGGCGGCGGCGGCGGCGCGUGAGUUGCUUGCUGUGGCGGCAACGCAGAAGCGGAAGGCUGCUGUGGCACAUGUGUGGAAGGGCUCGGCGUCGUCAGCAUGGUAGCUGAAUGGCAAAGCAGCAACGGCGCAGCUGCGGAAGGGUGCGGGGAGCGCGGCGGCGAUGGCAACAUAAACGCGGAAUGGCGCGGGGAGCGCCGCCGCUGCGCUGGAGCGUGGUGGUGGAUUUACCGCAGCUGCUUCACCAACGGGAGCACCUUCUUCACCGGCACCUUCUUCCCCAACGCUGAACAUAGCCCGCUGUCUCAACUCUCAACCAUCGAUGUUUCCUCAAUCUUCAGAUCCAGCUACCUGCUAACAAAUCGUUCCCAAUUUUUCUUGAGAUUGUUCAUAGAAACUAGUGAUUGCAGGGAUUGCAAUCAAUUUUUGCCGAUAACACAUCUCAGUAGAUGCAAGUACAUUUGAUCCAUGAUUAGGCCCCCAAGAUGCAAGUACAUUUAGGAGAUGUUUGAGUCCAGUUCUAUUAGAAGGUGUGGUUUGAGUAUAGUUUUUAUAUUGCUCAGUUGGGUGAAUUAGUUCAACUUAUAGUUGACACGGAUAUUGAUAGUGAGUAAUACUUUAUGAUCAAUACUUACCUCUAUUAGACAGUAGGUCUGGACCAUCCAUUUGUAUGUGCAAGAUCAUGAAGAUUAGGAAUAAAACUACUGAAAGAAAACCCUGAACAUUACAACAGCUUUGCUGAAUCUCAACAUGUUUAGCAUAAGAUGGCAUUGUUCGAUCAUUAUUGGGAACCAGAGUGUUAUUUACAUCAUCCAUUGUGAUCUAUGCAGCUAUUUUUUUGCUUAUCUGUAAUAUAUCAUAUUGCUUUUUGCAUAGUGUACAUUUUGCAGGGACAAAUCCAGUCUCCAGUCAAUUUCGCCAGGUGAUGAUCCUGCUCCGGACGGUGAUGGACCAGGCACUCUUGAAGUCACUGAUGAAGGCACAGAAGAAAUGGAGGCUACGGAUGAAGCUCGAGUCUGAAGCCAUGGAGAAACUUGAAGAUUUUGAUCCAACCUGUACACAGUUGAAGAUUUCAUCGCUGAGGACAACACAUUACAAGCAUUUGGAAGGAAGAUUGAUGAAAAGUUGAAGGCCAAGAUCGACACAUUAUUAUACAUCAUCUGAACCAUCUCAUCGGCUACAUAGAUAGCUACAAAGAUCAGAUUUAUCCUUAAUUACCAUGUCUAUGGAUAAAUUAAAUACCUUGCAGAUAGUUAAAUAGACAACUCAUUGUACAAUAUGUCUUUUUAACUGUCUCACAGACAGCAGCUGUCUAAACUUUAUACGUGCCCUAAUCCAUCUUUAACUUGCUGCCAAAUCACGGCGUGCUGUGCCUUUGACAGCAUGUUCUUAAUUAGUCUCUCAAAUAGCCUAACCCACAAUGAGUGAUGUGAAGGCCAUCACCCCCUGACCUAAAUUGUUCUGCAAAGCAUACACAUUAACACUGGGGAUCAUUUACCGUUCGCAGGUAGCAGCAACAGACCACUGUAACAAACAAAUAAUUGGACACCGGGCAAGCAGUCCCCAAAGGAAACAGAGAAAGAAAAAGGUAGGCCAAAAGCAAAAGAGUCGUGUGGUUCAAUUCUCUUUGUUGACCGCACCAGACCCUCCAGGCUCCACGAAUGUAUUACUGUAUAAGUAAUCAGAGAAGGAACAAACGGAACCAUCCAAGGCAACGUCUUCCUUCCAUUAACCAAACACCAAAGCAAGCAACGGCAGCUGUGAAGCCGCAGGAGAGAUGGCGUGUGAGCCCUACCCGGAGACGGGGGCAAAAGUCUCGCCGGGAACACCGCCGUCGCACGUACGUCGACCGCAUCAGCUUCGUCAGGACUCGGGACGUCUCUGUCUUGCUGUCUCUCCUCUACCUCCGUCUCCUUCACUUCACCGGUCUCCAGUCCAGGUGACCCAACACGCACGCCAAUGCCGCUGCAAGCUCCAGCAAAUGAACCCAGAAAUGAACGACACAGCCACAUCACCAGACAGCUUCAGUGCCACCAUUUCUUUCAUCGGUAGCUUUUGCACUGUUUUCUCUUGCUCACCUCACCUUCUUCUAGAUAGAGUACUGUACCAGAUCCUGCUGCCACUUUUGGAGCCUUCCGUCUCCUUCACUUCCCUUCCCUUCCGUACCUCAAUCACCGCGUUUUUCCAACCUCACCAUCCAUUCUUCCCUCCUACCCUCACGAGCCAGGCACACUACAUAUGCAUCUCACCCUCAUCACUCCCUCCAGUAAUUCCCUUCUUGCUCACCUCGAACCUGCAGGCUUGUUGCAGGCCGAUUCUGCUGCCUCAUCAUCCAAUCCAUGGAUGCAGGCCGGGGCAGCAGCAACAUCUUCCCGAUGCCGCAGAUUCCGGCGCUGCUCUUCCCACCGCCGCCGCCACCACCAUUGCCAUCUUCCUACUCCCUUUCUUCUUCCGCCUCCUCUCGCCACGCGCCAUCCAUCACCAGCUUCCCCAUCCUCGUGCUCACCGUGCUCGGCAUCCUCACCACCUCCGUGCUCCUCCUCGCCUACUACAUCUUCAUCAUUCGAUGCUGCCUCAAGUGGCACCGAAGCUCCCCCUCCAACGCCGCAGGCCUCAUCGGGCGCCGCGGACGACGCCAGAAUGCAACCUCCAGCACCAGCACCACCAGCAGCGUCCCGGUCUCCGGCGCAGCGCCCGCCGAGGCGCGCGGGCUCGAGGAGGCCAUCAUCCAGGCACUGCCGGCCUUCAGGUACAGGAAGGCCUUCAAGAAUGCCUCUGCCACUGCUGAUUCUGGAGCUCCCACCAGCGAGUGCGUGGUGUGCCUCGGAGAGUUCGAGGAUGAGGAGAGGGUCAGGAUGCUGCCUGCCUGCCUCCACGUCUUCCAUGUCGGCUGCAUUGACACUUGGCUCCAGAGCAACGCCAACUGCCCGCUCUGCAGAGCAGCCAUAAGUGGCCACUGCCUGCUUCCACCAUUGGAUCACCCCCCGCGGCCUGAGCCCGACGAGGUGGUCAUCCAGGUCGGCCACACUGCUGAGGAAGAAGCCGCGCAGGCACAGCAUCAGCAAGCCAGCAUGGCGGUGGCAUCUUAUGAACCUGCAGAGGACACCACUGCAUAUCUACAGGUCAGCAGUGACAAGAGGAAGAACAUGAAUGCUUGGCGUGAUAUUGAUAUCAGCAGUAAGGCAGAUGAGUGCAAUGCGGAGAGGAAGGACAGAGAUGUUCUUCCCUUGAGGAGGUCCUUCUCCAUGGGCGAAAUGGCUGGUGGGGAGGUUUACCUGCAGAUUCACAACAUUUUGCAGAGGAAUACUCAUUUACAUGGGGAUGAUGGUGACAGCAGCAGCUCAGUGUAGUGUAGGGCUUUAGUUUGAUCAAUUGGCUCAGUAUUCUUUGCCGAGGAAUGUGAUAUCUUGGGGCACCAUGUAUGCAGGUCAUUGUUCUUCUUUCAUCUUCUUUUCAACUUCUUAGAAAUAUGCAAGAUAUAUCAGAACAAUAUGAUUAUAAAUGAUGGUUUUGAAA
Molecule: messenger RNA, 3777 nt
Organism: Setaria italica (foxtail millet)
Lineage: Eukaryota; Viridiplantae; Streptophyta; Magnoliopsida; Poales; Poaceae
Product: RING-H2 finger protein ATL16
Exons: 1
Coding region: 2601-3611 (336 amino acids)
Biological process (GO): protein ubiquitination
Molecular function (GO): transferase activity
Source: RefSeq, a predicted model, not a curated record